Messenger RNA from Calliphora vicina (urban bluebottle blowfly), 1274 nucleotides. RefSeq lists its product as uncharacterized. The record is from RefSeq and is a predicted model, not a curated record. The transcript is spliced from 2 exons. Bases 112 to 1140 code for a protein of 342 amino acids. NCBI's taxonomy places the organism in Eukaryota, Metazoa, Arthropoda, Insecta, Diptera, Calliphoridae.
AAUGUUUAGUUUUGUGUAAAAUUUUUUGUUUAAUAAGUAAAUUUACAGUAAAAAUAUCGAUAUUUAAACUUUAAUAAGCAAAUUUUAGAAGUCGUCAAUAUAAAUAAAACAAUGGAUGAGGAAACUAUGAUGGAAUGUGAUAUGGACGAAACGAUUCAGGUUGUCGGCCCCUGCCAAAGUUUAGAGAAGCCAAAAACACACAAACGUAAAAAACUUCGUCGACUAGUAGAUUCCGGCGAUAUGGAAAAAAAUAAAAUUAAAUCAGCCAACAAAUGUAAACGUAUUUUAAUAGUUUUAACUUUAAUAACCUUUACUAUCGCCCUACUAAUGGGUCAUUAUUUUACACAAAAUAAUUCCAACACAAAACAAAUGCUCAAAGAGUUUAUUAAAAAUUAUCGCAAUCAAUACACAGAAAUAGUGCAUGGUAAAAAUAAUUACUGCGAUCAAAAGCAACAACUUGACACUGCCACAUUAUUUGCAAGUAUAAAACAAAAUCGUAUAUUGCAUCAGGAACAGGCAAUGCAAAAAAUUGAGGUGGCCCUACGAAAUGAAAGCGAUUUGAAUGCCAUUGCGCUAGUGGGACCAACAGGUGUGGGAAAAUCUCUAUUUAUAGAAGCGUUGCAGCAAAAUUUUCCCUGGCAUGAAAAUGUGCACACUUACGCCUGGAAUACUUAUGUCAAUGAUGAUGCUGAAAAAUUCCAUUUAAUAAGGAUUCUUAUAGAAAAUCUCUCAGAAUGCGGACACAAUUUGUUAGUCAUUGAGAAUUUGCAAGCCUGUGAUCAUGGUGCUAUACCCAUAAUCAAUCAGUUGUUGAUUGAAGCCAAUAACAAGCAACAGAAACGUGUUGUAUUAUUUUAUGUAUUUAAUUUAAAUACAAUGUUAACUGCACAAGCAUAUGCCACACAAAGAGAUUUAUUACAAUCCUUGCCCGAUUGCAAUAUAAUAAAUUUUAAAUCCUUUAAUGAGUCUGAUUUGAGAGAUUGUAUAAAACGUGAAGCUGAAAUUGAGAAUGUGACACUGAGAACACAAGACUAUGACGAAAUUGUUGAAACAAUUGAUCCCCUUAAAUCGGGCUGUAAAAAUGUUAAUGCCAAAGUCUUAAUGUAUGGCACACUUAAAACCAAAAAGGAUAUUUAUUAAUUAAUAUAUUCAUCUAUUUAUUAAAUCGGAAGACGACUGACAUUGUAGUUGUUAAGUAUUUUUAGUAUCUUUUAAAUAUUAUUUAAAUUUAUUUAUUUCUUAAUUAACAAUUUGUAAAAUAUAUUUUAUUAAAC